Messenger RNA from Thunnus maccoyii (southern bluefin tuna), 714 nucleotides. It is a transcript of the gene pold4, whose product is annotated as DNA polymerase delta 4, accessory subunit. Bases 137 to 463 code for a protein of 108 amino acids. Gene Ontology annotation, cellular component: delta DNA polymerase complex. Gene Ontology annotation, molecular function: DNA-directed DNA polymerase activity. Gene Ontology annotation, biological process: DNA-templated DNA replication; DNA synthesis involved in DNA repair. Lineage: Eukaryota; Metazoa; Chordata; Actinopteri; Scombriformes; Scombridae. The transcript is spliced from 5 exons. The record is from RefSeq and is a predicted model, not a curated record.
CCAGACAGUAGAGGAAGAGUCGUUACUGUUUUGCUCGACUGGUCUACUCGCAGAGUGAAUGAGGAGAAAACAUUUCGAACAGGGCGACACAUCUGAUUGAGCUUUUAUUGUUUGCAUAUCCAGAUCAUCUGUCACCAUGACAACCAAGCGAGGACUGAUAACUGAUUCAUUCAAGGUGGUGAAGAAAGCAAGGAGAGGCGGAAAACGACGGAAGACACCUACUCCUCCUCCACCACAGAUAGAGGCUGAAAUUAAAACAGUCAGAGAGGAGGAGCUGCAGAAGCUCAGAGACUUCGAUCUGGACUGGAGAUUUGGGCCCUGCACAGGUAUCAGCAGGCUGCAGAGAUGGGAGAGGGCAAAGCUCCAUGGUCUGAACCCACCUGAGGAGAUCAGAUACCUGCUACUGCAAACACACACUGACCCUGAGUACAACCUGAGCUUAUGGAGCGAAUAUCCUUUGUGAGGACGAAGGCCUAAGGAACAAACUCCAACAAAUGUAAAGACAGGUUUCAAAGCUCCAGAAAAAAGGGAAAAGGUUUAGGGGGGGGGGGGGGGCAGGAAGGGGAGUGUGUUGUUAAGGGAGAUACCUUAUGAAGAGCAACAGAGGAUCCAUUUUCCAGGACGGAAUCAGAAGAAUGACGAACACCCACUGCUAUGUUGUCUUUUACACACUAAGUUUUUAUUCACAUUUUUAAUAAACAAAAUUCUACCAAA